GGUUUUGCUCUAGCGGAAGGUCUGUAGCAAGAGAAGGUGGCUCCGAGUCCGCUUGCGAUAAUCAGGGCCGUGUUUGCAUUCCCUGGGAGUAUGGACACAUCUGGAAAAGUUAUAAAAUGCAGGGCAGCUGUUGCCUGGGAAGUGGGCAAACCCCUCUCAAUUGAGGAGGUAGAGGUCGCCCCACCAAGGGCUCAUGAAGUUCGUGUUAAGAUAGUGGCUACAGGAAUCUGCGGGACAGACAAUCAUGUUCUGAAAGGUUCUUUUCCCAACAUAGAUUACCCAGUUAUUCCUGGCCAUGAAGGAGCUGGGAUUGUGGAGAGCAUUGGAGAAGGAGUGACUUGUGUGAAACCAGGAGAUAAGGUCAUUCCUCUUUGCCUGCCUCAAUGUGGGGAAUGCAGCUCCUGUCUGAAUCCAGAUGCCAACUGUUGCUUGAAAACACAUCUUUGUGAACCACAGAACCUGAUGCCUGACAAGACUAGCAGGUUCACCUGCAAAGGGAAACAGAUUCACCAUUUCCUGUGGAUCAGCACCUUUUCAGAGUACACAGUUAUGCCCGAUUCCACAAUUGCAAGAAUUGAUGCAGCUGCUCCUUUGGAUAAAGUCUGUCUGUUUGCCUGUGGAUUUUCCACAGGUUAUGGGGCUGCCAUCAAUACUGCUAAGGUUAAACCUGGUUCUACCUGUGCCAUCUUUGGUUUGGGAGGAGUUGGGCUCUCUGUUGUCAUUGGCUGUAAAACAGCCGGAGCUUCCCGAAUCAUUGGGAUUGACAUCAACAAGGAUAAAUUUACCAAGGCGAAAGAGGUGGGAGCAACCGAAUGCAUCAACCCACGGGAUUUCAGGCAACCCAUUCAGGAGGUGCUGACUGAGAUGACUGGUGGUGGUGUGGACUAUUCCUUUGAAGUUGUUGGGGAUGUAAAUACUAUGACGGCUGCAUUGGCAUCUUGCCACAUGGGUUCUGGUACCUGUGUGGUGAUUGGGGUACCUGCUUUAGGAUCUCACAUACCGUUUGAUCCUAUGUUGCUGUUAACUGGACGUACCUGGAAGGGGAGCAUUCUUGGAGGCUGGAAGACAAAGGAUUCUAUCCCUAAACUGGUUUCUGGUUACAUGGAGAAGAAAUUUAAUCCAGAUGUAUUAAUAACCCACACAUUGCCUUUUGAAAAAAUCAAUGAAGGUUUUGAAUUGUUAUGUGCAGGAAAGAGUAUUCGCAGCAUCCUGUACUUUUAAGAUUGAAAACAGUGGUGUGCCUGCGUGUCAGUAUCUCAGCACUUCUUGUCCAGAAUCUUUUCUUCAGUGACUUCUUUUUAUGCGAUUGCUUCCUAAAGAAAGCUGUGAGAGUCCUUGGAUAAUUCUUACAUUUGCAACUGCAAAGCAUGACCUGGAAAAAAAAUGAAAAGAUUUUGUUUAAUAAGGAAGCAGCUCUAUUCACAAAGAAUGCUUUGAAAGGAAGCUUAAAGGCAGAUGAGAGAGCUAUAUGGGAGAUAAGUAGAUCUACAUCUUGAAAAGAUGUAGAUUAGGUUGGUCACCUCACUGGUAAACAGGCUUCCUUCACCCCACUCCAUUGCUACAUCUCCUUACUUGCAGCUUUCUCUUGCUUAUACAUAUGACAGUUAAGAUAAUCUCAGUUAAUCUCAAAUAUUUUGGAAAGUAGCCUGCAUCCAGCCUUUCACACGAUAGCCCUGCCAGCACAACACUCCACUCUGCUCCUGCAGCCCUCCCUGCUCCCAUUCCCAUCUCACCACAGUUUGCAAAAAACAUCUCAGCCCUGAUCCUGCAAGCUUUUAAGGUAGCACAGAAGUGGGGGGAUCUGGUAAAUUCAGAGGUGGCUUUCUCUGUAAACAGUGGGUUGGUGUGAAGGGGGUGGGGGCGUGUGGUUCCAAAACAGAAAAGAUUGCAUUAUUCAUUUAGAGAAGUGAUUUUUGACAGUGUCAAAUGGGGGUGACUGAGGGAGACAGAAGAAGCUCCCAAAAAUAAGUUUGAUUUAUUGUAUUCUUUCUUGUAGGGGAUUUAGGAGGUAUGAAGGGUGGCAGGGUAAAUAAUAAUAAACAACCUCAAUGGAAAGCA
Alligator mississippiensis (American alligator) is the source of this 2058-nucleotide messenger RNA. Its product is annotated as alcohol dehydrogenase 1. NCBI's taxonomy places the organism in Eukaryota, Metazoa, Chordata, Crocodylia, Alligatoridae. Gene Ontology annotation, cellular component: cytosol. Gene Ontology annotation, molecular function: zinc ion binding; all-trans-retinol dehydrogenase (NAD+) activity. The record is from RefSeq and is a predicted model, not a curated record. The transcript has 9 exons. The coding region runs from base 91 to 1221 and encodes 376 amino acids. Gene Ontology annotation, biological process: retinoic acid metabolic process; retinol metabolic process.